Durusdinium trenchii is the source of this 1353-nucleotide messenger RNA. The record is from the annotation of a GenBank genome assembly. NCBI's taxonomy places the organism in Eukaryota, Dinophyceae, Suessiales, Symbiodiniaceae.
GGCUACGAGGGCAGCGGCAACGGCUUCCUGGUCCGGGCGCUGCCGAGGCUCCGACGGCUGCGUCCGGCCUUGCAGGUCUACGAGCUGAAGACCUCGUGGCGUUGGACCGAGGGAUGUCCUUUGGAGGCCCUGUCUCGCUCAGCGCUGCUGUUGGAUGCGAAACCUGUCGAAUUGAACUGCGAAAGGGAAGAAAUUGUCAGAGGUGCGCAAGUGGAAAGGGUGGACCGUGAAGGAGUUCAAGAGCACACCUUCAAAGAGAUCUAUGGUUUGUUGCGCGUGGGGCACUACAAGACGAAACCUUCUGACCUCGAAACAUUUUUAGAUGCUGCAGGUAUCAUUUGGCUGGGCAUGAAGUAUCAACAAACAUAUAUUGGGAUCACCAUUUCGGGCAUUGAAGAGCCGGUGGAAGACCUUCGGAAGGCGCAAGAGCUGUGGCUGGGUCGCUGUCAAGUGCCUCAGAACCUCACGGCGCAAACCCUUUCGCGCGACGCGGGGCUGUUGGACGCGUCGCGGCUCCGCUACGUGCGCAUGAUGCGCUGGUGUUUGCACCCGGAUCUGCGUGGCUCGGGGCUGGGCGAGCGCUUGUUGAGAGAAAGCUUGAGGCAUUUGAAGACGGAGGCAGUGGAUGCGGUGGCCGCGCAUUUCGGUGCCACGGCAUGGCUGAUCAAGUUGUGGCGCCGACAGGGUGCCGAAGUGGUCUUUGUGAGUCAUGGCUGUGAUCCGAGCAGUGGACAGCACAGCGUGAGUGUUUUAAUUCCCCUCAGUGCGAGGGCACAGCGACUGACCAAGCUCUUGCAGCAGAAACUGGUGGGUGAACUGCUGGAACUGCUGUCUGGACCUUUGGCAGAUUUGGAGGGUGAUGCCUUGAAAGAGCUUCUUGUAUCUCUUCCAAUCGGACCAGACAGCGAAGACAGCAUCUCGGCCUCCGACGUGUGGGGCUUCGCUUGGGGUGCACGAGGCCUCACACACUGCAGGCAUGCCCUACGUCGAAUGAUUUGCAGGGUCUUGAGAUGCGGGCGCACGAACUGGCUUCCAAAGCGGGAUGAGCAGAUCCUCUUGUCCCUUUUGCAUGGCAAGCCGGUUCUAAGUGAAGACAAACUGCGGGCCGUCGUGCGAAAGCUACUGAGCACCAGUAUGCCCGAAGGCCAGGAAGGAUAGAUCAGGUAUGAUCAGGUAUGCUUGCGUCUUGAGCCCGAUUUUCAAGCUUUUGGGUGCCAUUGACCCUGCGUGCCCGCAAAAAGAAGGUGCGAACAGAACUUUGAUGUUCGACUAUCUGGGAGGACUUCCAACCUUCUGGAGUCUGUGACAAUAGCAGCGGCCAAGUCAGUUCUGUGUGACCUUCAACAUCCUUCA